AUGGAUCACCUCCCAGAACCCCUCCAAACAAUCCUCACAAACGCAACAUACACCUACCUCCACUCAACAGCCCACACCCACCUAACAAGCCACCUGACCACCCUACGCACCUCCCUCGUGGACCCCUACAUCCUAACACCGCUCUCGCACCUCCUCGCCACAACGCUCAGCUCAAGCACCAUGCCCGACCUCAUGUCCGCGCUGGUCCUAGCAGCCACCCUGCUACUCUCGCUGAUUAUCCUGGACUAUAUACGGCGGUUCGUGGUGUGGUGGGUUAUGUGGUGGGUGAGGUUUAUUGUGCGACUGGUGUUCUGGGGAACUGUUGUUGGGGUGGGUGUUUAUGUUUGGAAUGUUGGUGGGGAGCAGGCUGUUCAGGAUGCGGGUAGGGUUUGGGGGUUUUUGAUGGGGUUUUUGGAUGAGGGUUUGGCUAUUGUUGAGGGUUCUGCUGGUGGGAAGGGGAAAGGGAAGGGUGGAUGGUUGUAG
Messenger RNA from Penicillium cataractarum, 483 nucleotides. RefSeq lists its product as uncharacterized. NCBI's taxonomy places the organism in Eukaryota, Fungi, Ascomycota, Eurotiomycetes, Eurotiales, Aspergillaceae. The record is from RefSeq and is a predicted model, not a curated record. The coding region runs from base 1 to 483 and encodes 160 amino acids. The transcript has 2 exons.